Botrytis sinoallii is the source of this 1641-nucleotide messenger RNA. RefSeq lists its product as uncharacterized. The transcript has 2 exons. NCBI's taxonomy places the organism in Eukaryota, Fungi, Ascomycota, Leotiomycetes, Helotiales, Sclerotiniaceae. The coding region runs from base 1 to 1641 and encodes 546 amino acids. The record is from RefSeq and is a predicted model, not a curated record.
AUGCCUCAUGGACCUUACGAAGUCCAUUUCUCAACAAACCAGAGCGAAUUCUGGCCAGAAACGCUUUCUGCAUCAACUCCAGACAUGUGUUCCGACUUUUCAUUCGCCACUAUGGAAUCAGGAUGCCCUUUGGGUGGGCUCUCAGAGCCGAAGGCGUGGUCGUCUUGGGGCGUCCACUCAGGACCGGAAUUGACGACUGGGAACUUGGUCAAUCUGUUUCCCUAUGUAGCUUUACAAGGCCUAUGGAACACAAUCGCACCCCUCAAUCUACGUGGAAAUUCCGUAUCACAGCCUAAGCUUUCAUCUCAAGCUGCAGCAUCUAUCCUCCAGCCCUUUAUCCAAGUUAAAUGCAAUAUUUUUGAGUCUGAUAGUAUCACAACGGGCAAUUGGAGGCCCGGAAGCAAUAUAAAAUUUCCGUUGAUUUCUGGUCUCACCAGUCAUAAUUCGGAUAUGCAUGGUGAUAUUAAUACCAUCACGAUAUCUGGACUUGACUUUGAUAAUUUCGAAGAAGAGAAUAACAUCCAUAUGACCUGGGUUAACUUGCAUGACUUUCAUAACUCAGCAUCCAUCGGUGCCGUUCUGAAACUUCCAAACAACGAAAAUAGCAUAGGGCACAAUUAUAUUGUGCCCUGCGCUGUCGAUGCCAGAUGGAUUUCUGCCGAAUUGAGUAUUGAGCCUGCAACAAGCCAAAGCGUCUUUGGUAAUUUCGGGGGCUUGGGAGCUUUCUCUGAUUUGGCGGCUUUGAUUUCAGACAUCAAUGGAAGUCGAUCUUCAGGCUUGGCUUCCAUCGUGGGUGAUAUGAUCAAAAUUGACCUUGAAUGGGCGCAAUUGAUGAAUCUUGUGACUCCUAUUGAUCACAUGUAUCCUUCGAGCGUAGGUAUGCGAACCAAUAGUACGAUUUAUAUGCCAAAUACAACUAGCAUAGAAGCUCUACUAGAGCAGAGAUUAGGUCAUACUGGGCAAUUUCCGAAUAUAUCAUCAUCUUUCGAUGCUCCAGACCUAUUUAACGCAUCAACUCCCGAAAUGACGAUUCAAGCCUUCAUUCCAAUAUUCCUAGGCAUUCUCAUAACCGACGCUCUGGCCCGGUAUACACAAGGUGAUAUAUCCUUAUUGUCUAUUAGUUCCGAGCCAGACACAAGCACAUGCAUACUAAUGGUCUACGUGUUCGGUUACCAUACAUUCGAGCUUCCCUGUGACAACCCUCGUACCAGCUCGUGGAAGUUUGAUCUUUGGAGACGGGGUUAUAGUUACGGUAUGAAAAGCUCUACGACUUGUUUUGCACUAGCUGGUCUCCUCGCACAUACUCUCAUGGCGCUUAUUUUUAUCGUGUAUCUAUGUUUCGCAGGCUGGACGACGAAAUCGUGGGGCUCAAUUGGAGAAUUGGUUGCGCUGGCGCUGAUUUCCAGGAGGACGAAAGGAUUUCGGGGAACGGAUGCUGGGAUUAGUCGUGCAGAGACUUGGGCGCAGAAUGUAAGGAUUGUGGAGGCGGGAGAUGGGGGGUUGGAGAUGAGAUUUGAGGACGGAGAGGGGGGGGGGGUAAUCGAGAUGGGAAAGAGAGUGCAGGUGGGCAAGAAAUAUGGAGAUCAAAAAGCGGCCGUGAAGACUAUCAAAAGAAGCAAAACUUCUGCCGCUAUGCCUUGA